Messenger RNA from Ailuropoda melanoleuca (giant panda), 2310 nucleotides. It is a transcript of the gene TSBP1, whose product is annotated as testis expressed basic protein 1. The record is from RefSeq and is a predicted model, not a curated record. NCBI's taxonomy places the organism in Eukaryota, Metazoa, Chordata, Mammalia, Carnivora, Ursidae. The transcript has 32 exons.
UUAGGUCUGAUCAACCUAACCCACACAUUCCUCUGCAUGCUUGUCUACGAGGGCCUCCCGCACAUUCAAGUUCAUACUGCUCAGGAGCAGUGAGCUUGGAGUGUUCCUUUUAUCUUGAUCUCCCUCUGACAAAGAAAUCCAGAUGACACAGAAACCACUGAAGACAAUACCUGGAAAAUGGCAGUCUUGGAAAUAACUUUGGCUGUCAUCCUGACUCUACUGGGACUUGCCAUUCUGGCUAUUUUAUUAACAAGAUGGACGCGGCGCAAGCAAAACGAAAUUGAUGUCUCAAGAUACAGUUCAGAACAAAGUGCUGGUCUUCUGGACUAUGAGGAUGGUAGAGACAUUCCCUCUCAGAGAUCUAAAAGAGGAAGAGGAUUCCGGCAUUUGUAUUCAACAGAAAGUGAUACUUCAUAUGAUGAUCAAGAGGGAUCCAAAGGAGAUUACACACCAUCAGCCAACUCCCUAGCACUGUCUCGAUCAAGUAUUGGAGAACAAAGGGUGUUACUGCAAGGAUCCAUGAGUGAUGCAAAAGCCCUCAAAGCAACUCCAGAACCUUUAUCUGGCACUGCAGGACCCAUAACUGGAACCAUUGGACCCAUAAUGCAAUUCACAGCACCAAUUCCAGGAGCUACGGGACCUAUCAAGCUCUCUCAAAAAACCAUUGUGCAAACUCCAGGACCUAUUGUGCAAUAUACUGGGCCCAGUGACCAAAGGGAAUAUUUUCCCUCUUGUUAUAAUGACUUAAUGAGAAAGAACUCUAAACUGAGAGGGGAAAAAAGAGUGGAAGAGAAAAGGCUUGCAAAAAUACUUCUCUGUCUUCCAGCUGGUCCACCACCUUCAAUGCCCAGAGGUGUGCCCCUACCUGCCAUAAUGAUUUCACAGAGAACCUCAACAAGACCUGAGAAAUCUAAGACAAGACAAGAAGAACCAACACAUGUAGCAGUACCUAUCAUUACUCCAGUACCUAUUGUAAUUGGUCCAGUAGCAGUUGUGGACAGUUCUGGAAAAAUCACGCUAUCUCCUAUGGUUAUAUUUCCAGGUUACAUGGAUGCAGAACUUGCAAAAAAAUCAGAUUUCAAGGCCAAGAUUCUAAAAAAUGGAGCCACUACACAGUCUGAGAGCAGCCAAGAAGAAAACAAGAAAACAUUAAAGAAGGAAGUCUUAGUCACAGAUUCUGAUGAAUCCUUGACAUCAAGGCACAAACCAGAGUUAAAAAGCAAAGCAAAAGGCACUGAGUUGGAGAAAGGCGAGAUAGGAAUGGAGGUCAAGGAAAAGGAGAGUGACACCAAGAUACUGAAAGAGGAAGACCAAGUAAAGGUGAGUGACAUGGGAAUACCACAAGAACAAGAGGCCCAAGUAGAGAUGAAUGAUACUGGAAUACCACAAGAACAGGAGGACCCAGUAAAGAAGAGUGAAUCCGGAAUACCACAGGGACAGGGAUCCCAAGUAAAGAAGAGUGAGUCUGAAAUAAAACAAGGACGGGGAUCUCGAGUAAAGAAGAGUGAGUCUGAAAUAAAACAAGGACGGGGAUCUCGAGUAAAGAGUGACACCAGAAUACCACAAGGACAGGAGUCCCAGGUAGAGAACAGUGAAGCUGGAAUACUGAAAGGACAGGAGUCCCAGGUAGAGAACAGUGAAGCUGGAAUACCACAAGGACAGGAGUCCCCAGUAGAGAAUAGCGAGUCUGAAAUAACCCAAGUUCAGGGGCCUCAAGUAAAGAAAGAGAGUUCUGAGGAUCAAGGAAAGCAGGGAGAUGCAAGGAAGAAGAAAGAUACAGAAGAAAAUGAUGCUAUGAGGAAAAAUGAUGAAGGAAAGCACAAAGUUAAAGGAAAGAAAAAAUCGGAAAAGAGUAAAGAAAAAGGUUCACUAAGGAGCAAAGGCAAGUAGGGAAGAAAGUACAACAAAAAGACGGAAAGAGUAAAGAGCCGCACUUCCCAGGCGGGGGCGGGGGCGGUCCGGGAGGAGCAGGAGGCUGCGGCGGCAAGAGGCGGCGAAGGAACACUACCCUGGGUCGGAGGAGACCGGCCCCGACGCCAGCGUGGAGCUGGCCCCGCCCCUCCCUGCGCUGCUCCCGCCGCUGCCUCCCGGGCAACCGCGCAGAUCUUGGUAGCCCCGUCGGACCUCCGCUACGAGGGAGAGCGCUGGGACUGCAGAAGCUCACCUUGGAGGGCGCCGCCAAGCUGUCGCCGGACACACUGCAUUACCAGAGCCUGGGGGAGCGCACAGGAGGCUGCCACUGUGGAGCAGUCCUCUGAAAUGUUGGCCUCAGGGCACCUGCACAUCUUUGACCGCAACUGCAGCAUUUGA